GUUAUGUUAUGCGAAUGCCCAAUGCCAAGUUUUACAAAUCGUGAAUUUUGCGAAGUUCUUAUCAUCAUUUCUCACUGAUCGCUAAAGUUAUUACCAUUUUAAGUUCUGUGUGAUGUGCGUAUCAUUGUGAUGGCCACAUCAAAAACCUCAAACACCUACAAUCGGCAGAAUUGGGAAGACGCUGAGUUCCCAAUUCUGUGUCAAACAUGUCUAGGAGACAAUCCGUACAUUCGAAUGACCAAAGAAAAGUACGGGAAGGAGUGUAAAAUUUGUGCUCGACCCUUCACGGUGUUCCGUUGGUGUCCUGGGGCUCGGAUGAGGUUCAAGAAGACAGAAGUUUGCCAGACUUGCAGCAGGCUAAAGAAUGUCUGUCAAACUUGCCUUCUAGAUUUGGAGUAUGGUCUGCCAAUUCAAGUAAGAGACACUGCACUCCAGAUCAAGGAUGACAUCCCUAGAUCAGACGUUAAUAAGGAAUAUUACGUUCAAAAUUUGAAUUCGGAGAUGAGCAAAGCUGACCCAACUGCACCAAUUGGAUCUGUUGGAAAAGCACAAGCAGCCAGUGACUUACUCUUGAAGUUAGCUAGGACAACACCCUAUUACAAACGGAACAGACCUCAUAUUUGUUCAUUCUGGGUGAAAGGAGAAUGUCGCCGUGGAGAAGAGUGUCCGUACAGACAUGAGAAACCAACUGAUCCUGACGAUCCCCUUGCAGACCAGAAUAUCAAAGACAGGUAUUAUGGAGUCAAUGAUCCUGUCGCCGAAAAAUUAUUGCGACGAGCAUCAGCAAUGCCUAAACUGGAUCCUCCAGAGGACAAGUCGAUAACCACUUUGUUUGUGGGUAAUCUCAACGAAAACAUAGAUGAGAAACAACUCAGAGAUCAUUUCUAUCAAUUUGGUGAAAUUCGAUCGGUGACCAUGGUGCCUCGACAGCAAUGUGCAUUUGUUCAGUACACAACCAGAGCAGCAGCAGAACAGGCUGCCGAGCGCACGUUUGGCAAGCUAAUCCUCUCAGGGCGACGGAUCAACAUCAAAUGGGGCCGUUCGCAGGCUAAACAAGCAACAACCACCUCAAAAGAAGACGAAACUCCCAAGCUUCAGCCAGUUCCUGGUCUUCCUGCCCCCUCAGCUUCUUCAAAAGAUAUGUCAGAAAAUUUCUUCGGUCUAAACAACCAAGAUUCACCCUUGCUGCCCCCUCCGCCUCCGUUCAUACCACCCCCUCCACCACCCUGUCCCGUCAUGUUCCCGCCCAUGCCAAGACCGCCCUCUGGGCUGCGUCCCCCUGGCCCACCUCCUCCACCCUUCUUCUACCCGCCGCAGAUGCGCUUCCCUCCUAUGAUGGCCCCUCCUCUCUUUGCUCCUGGCACUGGUCCGCUGUUGUCUGCAGAUUCGCAGAUCCAUUAUCCGUCACAAGAUCCUGCCAGGAUGGGCACUGUCAACAAGAGCUAAGAUUGUUUGAGCUUGUUACCUCAUUCAGGCUAAAAAAAAUUUUAUGCCAUUUUUAGAGGAUGUUGAGUCAAUUUGACUUCAUAUCAGGUGAAGAUGGAUUAUCAUUAAGAAUCGCAUUUAACCAUUGAAUUUAGAUACUAGACUUAAGAUUUCUGAAGUUCUGUGGUCCUACGAUUUGACUACUUCUUGCAAUGAGGAUUUGCUAUUUUUGGCUCACUUAUAAAAGCGCCUAUCUGCAUGAAGAAACUUAUGAUAUUUGCUGUUUCAGGAACGAGUCAGAAAUAGUAGUACCCUAUUGUGAAAUGUGCACAAAUUAGUUUGUCUCAAUUUUCUGAAUUGAAUAUUUGGUCUUAGCAUUUUUUUGCAAACUGGUGUAUCACAGGAAACUGAUGAUGGAAGACAGGGAAGUUCCGUUGAUGUUAGGUAUUCGUAGUGACAGCUUGUUGAGUAGAAUCUUGCUUUUUAUGAAUCAGUUUUAUUUGGCCACUUAAUUGAACGCGCGAAAACCGCUAAUGUCCAUUUUUCCAGUCUGAAGUUUUUUUGAGUUUAUAAUACUUUAACAGAGUUUUGAUGCCCUUUCUGUGGUUGCAACAAACUCCAAAUAGUAUUAUGAACUCAAAAAACUCAGGACUGGAAAAAUGGACUUUUGCAUUUUUGCGCUUCCUGAUUCAAUUCUGCUCUGCAAAACCAUGUUAAAGUAACAAUGGAGGCAAAAUUACCAUUCUAGUUACUAAAGAAUAUUUCACUUGAAGUGAUAAAAUUUGUAUUAGAUUUCUCUUCUCUAACCUAAAUGAGACAAUUUUUAGUAAAUUUGCAAAAACAAUUAGUACAAGACCAACUGGUGUUUCAUCUUAGCAUUCGAGAGGUGGCAGUUUCUAAAAUUUUAGAAUAAACGACAAGAACAGGACAAAAGUGUUCUGGUACUUUCUUUAAGAGCAAAGUGAUGGCAUUUUGUUUUUGUCAUCCCUGUCUGCAUAAUACUUAAUUCCUGUUCAAAAUCCGUAGCAUCAAGUGAACUGUCGCAAAUUGUAAAUUUUCUGAAAAAAUUCUAGCCUUUGGAAUAUUCUCCUCCUAUAAUAUUCUCAAUCUCUUUUAAGCAUACAAAAGGCUUUUUAAGUAACAUGACAGUUUACUGUGUGUGUUGAUACAUAUUCUUCUGCUUGUAUGUAGCAUUGGUAAGUAAACCUCUUACAAUGAAUCUGAAAAGUGGUGAUAAAGAAAAUUCUUCUCUGACAUUUUAUUACAUAAAUGUGCUUCCUCUGUAUUAGCCAAAUAGGCAAUGAGACAUAAAUCCUGUUUUAGGCUAAAGUUGUUUGACAAGUCAGGAUGAAAAAUUUUCUCAUAUGUGAGCAUGCAGACCUGAAGAUGGAAUAAGCACUUUGAAAUGCAUUGCAAACUAUCAACCACCAACAAAUCCUUGGGAAGAAAAAAAUAUAAUGUGUUAAGCAUUGAAUAUUUUGUAUAUUUAAGCUAAACCUUAAAGAAAGUAUGUAAAGAAUUUGAUAUUCUAUUUAGAUUUUCCCUACUGUCUCUAAUUGAGAGAAUUGAAUAUAAUUCUGAGUUGCUACUGAUGAUUUGUAAAAUUAUGUAAAUUGUUUUUCUGUUGUAAAUAUCCUUUGUGAAUAAAAAUGACUUCGAUUAUCAAAACAUCA
Molecule: messenger RNA, 3098 nt
Organism: Bemisia tabaci
Lineage: Eukaryota; Metazoa; Arthropoda; Insecta; Hemiptera; Aleyrodidae
Product: pre-mRNA-splicing factor RBM22
Cellular component (GO): U2-type catalytic step 1 spliceosome; U2-type catalytic step 2 spliceosome; Prp19 complex
Molecular function (GO): U6 snRNA binding; metal ion binding; pre-mRNA binding
Source: RefSeq, a predicted model, not a curated record